CUUGUGAACACUCCGAGCCACAAAGCGCUUAUGUGAUAUGAUCCUCUGCAGAUCUCACGUGUGAUUGCUGAAAUAAGCCAAAGCUAUCAUUAUUAUAUCUAAUAAGCCUAGGUAAAAAUAGCCCUACUUCUUGGGCGCCUGUGAUGUACGUAUAUCUGGCAGACGAACUGCCGAAUAACAAUGGCAAACGUUCCAACUCCCGCUAACAUAGCCUCCGAGUGGACCUGAAAGGAUUUGUGGACCGAAGGAUUCUGCAUCGCCCUGGAACGAUGGCCCGGGGCCAAGGAUGUCGAUCAUCGUGGCUGACGGUCGCUAAAUCACGGUGGACAGCGCUAACCACCUUCGCAACUCAGUCGCAAUCAUUUAAGAGCAUGCAAGACGAACACUAGCCAGGAACCCUUGAAGUGUGAACACAAAGUGAUUUUAACAGACACAACAGCAAAGGAAAAUGGCUCAGUCGUAUCCUCUUUUUGCCCUCUGGCUUCUUCUCUUAUCAGUUGUAUCUAGCACAGCGAUUCCACUCCGAACAGGGAUCUUCGCCCCUGUCAAGGGUGGUAGUGUGACAACAAGAGCCGAUAAGGUGCCCCUAAGAAUUCUCCCACUCGGCGCAUCGAUUACAUGGGGUGUAAACUCUGCUUCUGGAAAUGGUUACCGGGGGCCUUUACGGGGUAAACUUACCUCAGCCGGUUGGGAAGUCGAUAUGGUCGGAACUAAACACCACGGUAACAUGAAAGACGAUAAUGUCGAGGCGCAUUCCGGCGACACCAUCGAUCAGGUCAAGGCAGCGGCCCAGGGAUCCCUCAAAUAUAAACCGAAUGUGGUUUUGAUCAAUGCGGGAACCAACGAUUGCAGACGCAACAUUAGCAUCCCAGGCGCUGGCGAGCGUAUGCGAUCCCUGAUUGAGAGUAUUCUGAAAGCUGAGGACACACACGACGCAACGAUUGUCUUGUCCACCUUAAUACCCUCUGUACAGAAAAUGACUGAGGCCAACCGUCCCAACGUCAAUCGCCAGUACCGGUCUUUAGCUAACAAGAUGCAAAAAGAUGGUGUCCGCAUCGUGUUGGCUGAUAUGGACCCUGAGACAGACGAUGAUAACAACCGGCUCUCAUACCCCAAGGACUAUACCACGAAUGGAGUCGCAGACGACACCCACCCAAAUGAGCAGGGCUAUGCUAAGAUGGCUAAUGUUUGGUACAAGGCGAUUUUGGAAGCAUCUGAUAGAGGUUUCAUUCAAUAGAGUAUGCCUAUAGGUAACUCUUAAGACCUCUGUGGACCUAUAUUGUUAGCUCCGCAGGGUUUUUAUGAUAGAUAGAGGUUAUAGAUGUUCUCGUGCCGAUGUGAUAGAGUGGUCUUAUAUGUAUAAGUCGAGAUAUAUAAUAGAGCUUCUUUGUACAGUACUAGACUUCUGACAUGAUACUGCUCUUUUGGUAAUCUCUCAACUCCAAGUCAAAAAAUGAGACAGAUCAAGCAAAACCUUUCAAAGGAUAGACAUGGUUGGUACAAGCAGUACAGAGUCCGU
Molecule: messenger RNA, 1519 nt
Organism: Aspergillus pseudonomiae
Lineage: Eukaryota; Fungi; Ascomycota; Eurotiomycetes; Eurotiales; Aspergillaceae
Product: SGNH/GDSL hydrolase family protein
Exons: 2
Coding region: 449-1237 (262 amino acids)
Molecular function (GO): phosphatidylcholine lysophospholipase A1 activity
Source: RefSeq, a predicted model, not a curated record